GUUGAUUGGCUGGUUUGGCGCUACCGCACACGGCUUGUUGAAAGAGAAGAACACAGUGCUAGCAAUAGCCCAGACUACAGCGGUAGCGUCCAACUUGGUAACCAGCCGUUGUUAAGAAUAGUCGAGAACAGCGUUAGGCGAAAAACCAUGCCUCGUGUUUAUAUUGGACGAUUAAGCUAUCAUGUCCGCGAAAAAGACAUUCAGCGAUUUUUUAGCGGAUAUGGAAAGCUCAUGGAAAUCGAUUUGAAAAACGGCUAUGGAUUCGUGGAGUUCGAGGAUAACCGGGACGCCGACGAUGCCGUGUACGAGCUGAACGGGAAGGAGCUGUGCGGGGAGCGGGUGAUCGUCGAACAUGCCCGGGGGCCGCGGCGAGAUCGAGAUGGCUACGGUGGGGGUUACUGGGGUGGUGGGCGCAGUAGCGGCUACAGCAGCCGGAGCCGCUCUGGCAGGGAUAAGUAUGGGCCUCCAGUCCGUACUGAGUACCGCCUCAUUGUGGAGAACUUGUCCAGCCGCUGUAGUUGGCAGGACCUCAAGGACUUCAUGCGUCAGGCAGGAGAGGUGACUUAUGCAGAUGCCCACAAGGAACGCACAAAUGAGGGAGUGAUCGAGUUUCGGAGCCAGUCGGACAUGAAGAGGGCUCUGGACAAGCUGGACGGCACAGACAUCAACGGACGGAAGAUUCGUCUUGUGGAGGACCGGCCUCGCAGACGGAGGUCUUACUCUGGCAGCCGCUCCAGAUCUCGUAGUCGCCGCCGCUCCCGCAGCAGGAGUCGCAGAAGCCACAGAAGCAGGAGCUCCAGGAGUCGCUCCAGAUCACACUCUAGGUCUCUUUCUCGUAGCAACAAGAGACGUCAUCGCUCCCGCUCCAGAUCUGGAAGGAAGUCUCGCUCCAAGUCAGGAGGAAGCAAAUCACGUUCUCGCAACCGCAGGUCCCGUUCACGCUCCCGCAAAUCCAAAUCUCGUUCACGCUCCCGCAAAUCCCGGUCCCGUUCAGCCGACCGGAAAUCCAAGUCUCGUUCAAAGAGCUGUUCAAAGGUAAAGUCAGAGCGGGGUUCUCGCAGUCGAUCCAAGGAGAUGUCUGGUGACAAGAAGUCCCGCAGUCGUUCAGCUUCCCCAGUGGAGAACGGGAAGGAGGAGCGUGUCGCCAAAUCUGCCUCCCGCUCCCCCUCCCCACAGGAGGAUGACUGCCGAUCCAAGUCAAGGGAGAAACGUUCAGCCUCCCGCUCCAAGUCCCGCUCAAGGUCUCGCUCGCGGUCUAGAUCAGCGUCUCAGGAUUAGUGGAAUUAGAAAGGGGAGGUGUUUUUUCAUUGUUGAGCUUGAUCCCUAUGCUGUACAUAAUGAGCAGUGUCAUCAUACGGUCUUGUGCUUCCUGACUUGUCUACUUUUCUCCUUCAAGUGUGCACUUCCUUAAACACGUUUUAGAUGCCGUUUUAUUAGAGGGUGCACCACAGUGAUAGGGAUACUUUUUGGAAUCAUUUUGGUCUCUGAAUCGUCUGCCUCCCAAAAAUCUGCAAUUUUCUCCCCAAUUAUUUUCAAAAACUGUGUGCUAAUCUUAACAUCUUUAUAGCGGCAACCUGAGGUGGUUUAAGCCACUCUGUGCCAUAAUUUUCAACUUGAUAAGUAAACUGUAGGUUUGUCACAUCAGUCUGUUUUUAAUUAAAAGCUGUUUAUAGCUUAUCAAAAAUUAAGUUGUCUUUAUUUUACUUUAAUCAUGCGGCAUCUCAGUUUGCAGCAGAUCUUGUUCGUUUGGUAGAUUGAUACAAUUUACUAGCAUUGUAAGUGUCCCCAGUCCACUAAUGUCUGGAGCAUCCGUCAGGCAUUGUUUGAUACAACUGUUUUCUCAUACUUAUUCAAACUGCAUGGUUGUGGGAGAAAAGUAGCAUUUGGCUACAGCAUUGGUGUGGUUUCCCUUUUUGAGCUACAGUCUCGAUAAUUGCUUUCUCAAGGAAUUGGUCGAUCUUGGUGCUGUCUUGAGGCACUCUAAAAUGCACAACUGGGAUGCAAAAACUUGUACUGCAGAACUGCAUAUUUACAAGAAAAUGAUAUGGGUAUGUAUUUCAUGUUUGAACAACUUACUUUUUAACUUCUUGUACAUAGACCAUGUGAUCAUCAUCAAACUGAUUUAUUCCUUUCGGUUGCUACCAAUGUUAGUGUUUUUUUUGUUUUGUAACCUUGAGCAGGUAAUCUGUAGAAGGCCCUUUUUUUUUUUUUUUUUUUUUAACUUGCUGGUUUUCAGUUUAAUUAGAGCUUCAAAGCUUCAAAUUCAGUGUCACAUUGUUCUCGCGUUUCCUGCUUUGUUCUGAUUGCAUCCCUGAUAGUCAUUUUCGAUUUGUAUUUCAUCUUUUUUUUUUUUCCUCCCCUGCAGUUUAAUCCAGGUGUUAAGGGUUUUGUCACGCCUCUGCUUAUUUACAGUGUGCAGCUAUACUGGAGUUUUUGUACUUGAAGGGUACAUCUUCCCAAAUAUUUUGGGUCUGCUUGUGGGUUUAUAACAACACAAACAUCAGAUUUACUAAAUGCACCCCCUUUCUCCAGUUUUUGGAACAGAUUCAUAUUUUUUUUUCCUCCAUGCAAAUGAGAUCUAACAGAAAAUGUCCUUUUUUAUUGUAUGUUCAAUUAAAGAUCUUAAUGAAAA
This is a messenger RNA of Siniperca chuatsi (mandarin fish), 2632 nucleotides long. Its product is annotated as serine/arginine-rich splicing factor 6-like. Lineage: Eukaryota; Metazoa; Chordata; Actinopteri; Centrarchiformes; Sinipercidae. The transcript is spliced from 6 exons. Gene Ontology annotation, biological process: alternative mRNA splicing, via spliceosome; mRNA splice site recognition. The coding region runs from base 148 to 1278 and encodes 376 amino acids. Gene Ontology annotation, molecular function: mRNA binding. Gene Ontology annotation, cellular component: nucleus; cytoplasm; ribonucleoprotein complex. The record is from RefSeq and is a predicted model, not a curated record.